This is a messenger RNA of Thlaspi arvense, 258 nucleotides long. NCBI's taxonomy places the organism in Eukaryota, Viridiplantae, Streptophyta, Magnoliopsida, Brassicales, Brassicaceae. The record is from the annotation of a GenBank genome assembly.
AUGAGUUCUACGAGCAAGGCAUGGGCUGUGGCGGCGAGUAUCGGAGUCGUGGAGACAUUGAAAGACCAAUUAGGCGUUUCCCGCUGGAUUUACGUUCUCCGUUCGAUGAAUCAGCAUCUCCGGAAUAACGUCAGACCCAUUUCUCAGACCAAGAGUCUCUCUUCGUCCGCUUCCGCCGCGGUCUCCUCCGGUAGGGCGAAGCAGGCCGAGGAAUCGCUCCGGACGGUCAUGUAUUUGAGUUGUUGGGGUCCCAAUUAG